AUGGGUUUUGUGUUUGCCCUGUUGUUGAACCAGGACAACUUGAUGCUCUCUGACCUGGAUAGAGGCACAGCAAGAAACAGCCAUCUUACUAAGGUCAUGGUGUCACUUUGCAUCACAUUCAGGUGUCGUGCCACAGUCUCUGCUUCUGCAUUGGAGAACAGUCUCUUGGAACAAAAUGGGGUUAAACAAAGAAGUUUAUUCUCCACCCUCACCGUCAUUUCCAUGGCAACGAAGGCACCAGACAACAAAUCUGGGAAACAGGGACGAGGCAAGAGCAAAAGUCUUUGCCACACUGCCCCCAAGUCUGCGAGAGCGCCCCCUGCUGACGAUGUGCGGAGGGACUCGGAGAGCGCUGAGGAUUUUUUGGAGAGGAUAGUGCGCACCCUGAAGGUCGACGUGCAGGGCCUGUCCCCACUGCAUGUGGCUUGUCUGCGGGGUCAGCUGGGCAGCCUCCAGCACAUGUUGGAAUCAGGGGAGUGGUGGAUCAACAGCAGCGAUGACUCCCAGGGACGCAGACCUCUUCACAUGUUUCUCUGCAUUCGCUGCACACCACAAACUCAGGCCUGUUUCCGCUACCUCCUGCAACAAGGGGCUGAUGUCAAUCUCACCACAGCGUCAGGUCAGACCCCCCUGCACAUGGCUGUAGCUGAAGGACAAAUGGAAUACACUCGGAUGCUGGUGGAAGCCGGAGCAGAUCUGUUCGCCCGAGACCACUCCGGACUGCUCCCUCUGGACAUGGCCCGGAUGUGGAACCGCAGAAAGAUCGGCAGGUAUCUCAAGGACUGCAUGUGGCAUGAACAAAACAAUAAGGAACUGGAGGCGAGGGUGCAAACUCAAACGAUAUACUGUGAUCUGAUGGACUGUGAUAAACGUGACAAGAUCAGCAAAAAGCCAAAGAUUGAUAAAACUGUUACUGAGUGGGCCAACAAGAAAGGGUUAACACUUAGGAAAGAGUUUUGCCCUAAAGUCUUGGUCAGUCAGUUUCAUAAAAAAUGCCUUAUAUCGGAUAAUAACAAAGAGCAUAGUCGUAAAGAAAAGAAAACUGAGCGUGAAUCUAGCCUACAAUCUGAAGAAGGAGCCCAAGAGGAUAAAAGCACCUCUCCCUCUUCAUCUGUGGGCCAAGAAGAAGAAAUAAACCAUGCUUUUAAAUUACCAAAGUUAAAGCCAUGGGCGAUAUAUACUGGCCCAGAACCAGAUAGCCCAAUGGUAGAACCAGCUCUAAGAGGCAAGGUUAAUGUAUGGAGAGAUGCAAGCUCAACUAAACCACACUAUAAAUCUAAGUGGGACCGAAGGCCACACGAAGCCCCAAGCCUGCCUGUAGACACCAUUCAGAGGGUGUUUUUUCCCCGAGAUUUCCCUCACAGGAUCCAAAAGCUGGGUGACUUCCAGACCAAAGACAUAGAGGGAGUCCCGCACAGAGCAUGCCCCCAGGGACGGACCACCUCGGCCUGGACAGAUGUAGCCAUGCACCUGCAAGAAAACCUGGAGCCUGGACACUACUGAGAGGUUAAGGAGGUGGAGGUCAAAUUAAUUAUUAAAAGUAAAAGAAGUGGUUAAUGUUUAGUAUUUUAGCUACUAUAUCAAUCUAUUUUGACCAGAGAUUAUUAUAACUUUGUAUAGAUUUGUUAGUAUAAGCAAAAGUAUAUUUUUGAUUAAAUAGAGUAACCAAAUUGUCAAAACCAAACCUUGAA
Messenger RNA from Boleophthalmus pectinirostris (great blue-spotted mudskipper), 1691 nucleotides. RefSeq names its product ankyrin repeat domain 53 (gene ankrd53). Gene Ontology annotation, biological process: mitotic metaphase chromosome alignment; positive regulation of microtubule polymerization; regulation of mitotic spindle organization. The transcript is spliced from 8 exons. The coding region runs from base 1 to 1503 and encodes 500 amino acids. Gene Ontology annotation, cellular component: spindle pole. Lineage: Eukaryota; Metazoa; Chordata; Actinopteri; Gobiiformes; Gobiidae. Gene Ontology annotation, molecular function: protein binding. The record is from RefSeq and is a predicted model, not a curated record.